This is a messenger RNA of Cucurbita moschata (crookneck pumpkin), 970 nucleotides long. Its product is annotated as dof zinc finger protein DOF3.6-like. The coding region runs from base 185 to 865 and encodes 226 amino acids. Gene Ontology annotation, biological process: regulation of DNA-templated transcription. The transcript is spliced from 2 exons. Lineage: Eukaryota; Viridiplantae; Streptophyta; Magnoliopsida; Cucurbitales; Cucurbitaceae. Gene Ontology annotation, molecular function: DNA-binding transcription factor activity; DNA binding. The record is from RefSeq and is a predicted model, not a curated record.
AAAACCCUAAAAAUACAAUAAAACAAAAAGAUAAAGAAGAGAAUAAGAGAGCAAAGUUCAUCAAAAGCUUCCUCUCCAUACCUUUAAUUCUCUUCUUCCUUUUCUCUUUUACCUUCGUCUCUGCUUACGAUUCUCCGAACGCAUCGAAUUCCGCUUUAUAAAAGGAUAAAAGAUCAGUCCUUCCAUGGAUUUCUCCUCUCUUCCACUCUUUUUAGAUCCUCCUCCCAAUUGCCUUCAGCCAUCAAAUCAUGUCGGUGGCGGUGGAGUUAGCUCGAUUCGACGCGGUUCCAUGGCCGACCGAGCUCGGUUGGCUAACGUACCUCUACCGGAGAUGGCGCUCAAGUGUCCUAGAUGUGAUUCAACCAACACCAAAUUUUGUUACUUUAAUAACUAUAGUCUCUCUCAACCGCGCCAUUUCUGUAAGGCUUGUCGCCGAUAUUGGACUCGUGGUGGUGCGCUUCGGAACGUUCCGGUUGGAGGCGGUUGUCGUCGGAAUAAGAAGAUUAAAACUCGACGCUCGAAGUCUCCGAUAGCUCGUAAUGAAACUCAGCUGAAUGUUAUUGGUGAUUUACAGCCUCAAAAUCCUCCCCUUUCAUUCAUGGCUUCAUUCAACAAUUUUCCUCAAUAUGGAACAAUGAAUUUAGGGUUGAAUUUCAAUGAUAUUGGAAACGAUGCUCUUCAGAAUCAUCAAUGGCGCAGUGUCAUGAACUGUCCUAUCUCAGGUGGCUUAGAAACCCCAACGGGAUGGUACCCAACAAAUUCAAUCCCAACACCAAAUUCAAGAGCGACCCAGUUGCCUUUAGGGAAGAUUGAAGAUAACCCAAGUGCUGAAUUUGGUGAAAUCCUCAAAUUUGGGUAUCAAUAAUUGUGAUAAGCAAUGGAAAUGGGUGCACAGAUCUUUCAGCUGCUAUCAGUUCUUCUUCAAGUGGCGCCUCCCACGGCUUUGUUGUAAGUUUCAUUGAUAUAUAUC